Molecule: messenger RNA, 1299 nt
Organism: Caenorhabditis bovis
Lineage: Eukaryota; Metazoa; Nematoda; Chromadorea; Rhabditida; Rhabditidae
Source: the annotation of a GenBank genome assembly
AUGUCUAAGUUUGACUUGACACAGCGCAUGUCGCCCUUUCUUGAUCGCCAUUUAAUCAUUCCACUUCUGGAAUUCAUCGAGCCGAGAGGGAUUUAUGACGAAAAAUCGAUCACGGAGACGCACAGACAAUUACUUUCAAAGACAUGCAUGAUUGAUAGUUUGAUUGAGACUUACAAUGGAAAGAAUGUUCCAUCGUCAUUGGAAGCUCGCAAGGCUGAUAUAAUGAAGGAACGCACCGAAUUGAAGGCUAGCGUUGACCCGGUGAUCGCUAUUCUUGAAGCUCCCGAGGUGAAGGAAAUGCUUGAGAACAAUCGCGAGCGUGAUGGAAACGUCCGUAUCAUGGAAUAUCUUUCGCAGAACCAUAACUUCACUUCCGAAAUGGUCAACACUCUUUACAAAUUCAGUAAAUUUAUGUAUGAGUGCGGAAACUACACUGUCGCCUCGGUGUGCCUUUACUAUUAUCGUAAUUUGGCCAAUCAAGCUGAUCCAAACUAUUUGAACGCGUUGUACGGAAAAUUGGCCAGCGAGAUUCUUUUGCAAGAAUGGGAGCACGCGCGUGAUGACUUGCUCAAACUUCGGGCUUACAUCGACGCUAAUCCAUUCGAUACCGAUUGGGAGCUUGUUAACCAACGCGCUUGGCUCAUGCAUUGGGCUCUAUUCGUUUUCUUCAACUACCCGAAGGGUCGAGACGAGAUCAUCGAGAUGUUCCUGAACCAGCAAUCGUAUUUGAACGCCAUUCAAGUGUUGGCUCCUCAUUUGCUUCGCUAUCUCGCCGUCGCCGUUGUGACAAGCAAGAGCCGUCAAAAGAAUAGUCUUAAGGAUUUGAUCAAAGUUAUCGACAUUGAACGUCAUAACUAUGAAGACCCAGUGACCGAUUUCUUGACUUGCUUGUACAUCAAGCAUGACUUCGAUGAAGCUCAAGAGAAGUUGCAGCAAUGUGAGAAGGUGCUCUCGAACGACUUUUUCCUCACUGCUUGCUUGUCGGACUUCCGCGAAUCGGCGCGACUUUUGAUUUUCGAAAUGUUCUGCAGAAUUCAUCAAUGCAUUACGAUAGAAAUGCUCGCGAGAAGAUUGAAUAUGACUCAGGAAGACGCUGAACGCUGGAUUGUUGAUUUGAUCCGAACCUAUCGCAUCGAAGGCGCGAAAAUCGACAGCAAACUCGGACAAGUUGUGAUGGGCGUGAAGGCAACGAGUGUUCACGAGCAAGUCAUGGAAAACACGAAACGGCUGACACUCCGAGCACAACAAAUCGCCCUUCAGCUCGAAAAAGGAAGGCAAGAGAAGAACAAGGCCAAUUAA